AUGCCAGAGAUCAUAAUAAAUUUGGUGUCGUUUUCUAAGAUUGAUGAAACGUCGCUGAUGAUGUUGCCAUAUGAAGAGGCAAAGCAAAUAGGCAACUUCUCAUGUUCACAUCUGAAAGAAAGUGUGGAUGGUGACAUGUCUGUGAUGGGCAAGAAAGGCUUAGAAUUAUGUAAGAGUGAGAGGAAGUUGUAUAUGGCAAAAGAACCCUGCGAAGCCUUUGACGUGUGCACAGACAAACCACGGAGUGAAGGUGGUACUUUGAGAAGGCGAAGCCACACUCAGACUUUGUGGCCUUGUCAGGCUUCACUCUGA
Molecule: messenger RNA, 312 nt
Organism: Sphenostylis stenocarpa
Lineage: Eukaryota; Viridiplantae; Streptophyta; Magnoliopsida; Fabales; Fabaceae
Source: the annotation of a GenBank genome assembly